AUGGUGGGGCGAUCCCGGCGGCGCGGAGCGGCCAAGUGGGCCGCGGUGAGAGCCGCGGCAGGUCGCGGCGCGGCGGACGAAACGGAAGACGAUUCUGAGCUGCCACCCUCACCGGGGGACUCCAGCUACUACCAAGACAAGGUAGAUGAGUUUCAUGAGGCCCGGUCUCGAGCCGCCUUGGCUAAGGGUUGGAACGAAGUAGAGAGUGGGGACGAGGAGGAUGGCGAUGAGGAGGAGGAGGUCCUAGCCCUCGAUGUUGCCGAUGAGGACGAUGAAGAUGAAGAGAGUGCGGAGGAGGAUGAGGAGGAGGACGAUGAUGAUGGUGGGAGCUCAGUGCAGAGUGAAGCUGAGGCCUCUGCGGAUCCCAGUUUGUCGUGGGGUCAGAGGAAAAAACUUUACUAUGAUACGGACUAUGGUUCCAAGUCCCGAGGCCGGCGGAGUCAGCAAGAAGUAGAGGAGGAGGAAAGAGAGGAGGAGGAGGAGGCACAGCUCAUCCAGAGGCGCCUAGCCCAAGCUUUGCAAGAGGAUGAUUUUGGGGUUACCUGGGUGGAGGCCUUUGCAAAACCUCAGGCCCCUCAGGUAGAUGAGUCCGAGACACGGGUCGUGAAGGACUUGGCAAAGGUUUCCGUGAAAGAGAAGCUGAAGAUGCUGAAGAAGGAAUCCCCAGAGCUCCUGGAGCUGAUAGAAGACCUGAAAGUUAAGUUGACGGAGGUGAAAGAUGAGCUGGAGCCAUUGUUGCAAUUGGUGGAGCAAGGGGUCAUUCCACCUGGAAAAGGAAGCCAAUACCUGAGGACCAAGUACAACCUCUAUUUGAAUUACUGCUCCAACAUCAGUUUUUAUUUGAUCCUGAAAGCUAGGAGAGUCCCUGCACACGGACAUCCUGUUAUAGAAAGGCUUGUUACCUACCGAACUUUAAUCAACAAGCUGUCAGCUGUGGAUCAGAAGCUGUCCUCAGAGAUUCGUUAUCUACUCACACUUAAGGAUGGUGCUGGAAAGAAAGAACUAACUACAAAAGCAAAAGCCACCAAGGCCAAACCAAAAUCUGUUUCACAGGCUGCUGCUGCUGCCUCUGCUGUUGCAGAUCUUUCUGAUGAUUCCAAUUUUGAUGAAGCUGCACUGAAAUACUAUAAAGACAUGGAAGACAGGCAAACGUUGAAGAGAAAGAAAGAAGAAAAUAGUACUGAAGAACAGGAUCUUGAGGAUAAAAAUGCAAAGAGAGCCAUUACCUAUCAGAUUGCUAAAAAUAGGGGACUUACACCAAGGAGAAAGAAGAUUGAUCGAAAUCCCAGAGUGAAACACAGAGAGAAGUUCAGGAGAGCCAAAAUUCGCAGGAGAGGCCAGGUCCGCGAAGUUCGCAGGGAAGAGCAACGUUACAGUGGUGAACUAUCUGGAAUUCGUGCGGGAGUUAAAAAGAGCAUUAAGCUUAAGUAA
Pipistrellus nathusii (Nathusius's pipistrelle) is the source of this 1431-nucleotide messenger RNA. The record is from the annotation of a GenBank genome assembly. Lineage: Eukaryota; Metazoa; Chordata; Mammalia; Chiroptera; Vespertilionidae.